This is a messenger RNA of Anthostomella pinea, 516 nucleotides long. NCBI's taxonomy places the organism in Eukaryota, Fungi, Ascomycota, Sordariomycetes, Xylariales, Xylariaceae. The record is from the annotation of a GenBank genome assembly.
AUGUCUUCCUCAACCGACGAGCAGUACGGCAACAUCGACUUCAGCGCAGGCGACGCCGGCGCCUCUCACACCCGCCCGACCGCCGCCAACGGGCUGCGCGUGGGCGGCCACGUCAUCUUGGACGGCGACAAGCCGUGCAAGAUCAUCCAGAUCAUCAAGUCGAAGCCCGGCAAGCACGGCCACGCCAAGCUGGUCAUCGCCGGCACCGACAUCUUCACGGGCAAGAAGCAUGACGGCGGCGGACCGGCCGCGCACUCCAUGACGGUGCCCGUGGUCAAGCGCAACACCUACAUGCUGCUCUACAUCAAGGGUCAGCAGAAGGGCGGCAAGGAGUUCCUCAGCCUGUUCGACUACGAUGCUAGGGCCGAGAAGCCGGACGACGUCAAGCUUCCCGAUGGCGAACUGGGGGAGAGGAUCAAGGCAGCGUUCAGCGACGAGAAGAGCAUCGAUGUUGUGGUUCUCUCGGCCAUGGGCAAGGAGGUGGUCGUCGACUUCAGUCUCGCCAAGAAUGACUGA